AUGCAUUCCUACGUACGGCCGAAUACGCAUGUCGCCUUGCGAUUACCCUCCGGCAUAUUCAAGAUUGUCGAGAUCACACCCAAUACGACAAUCAACAUCGGAAAGUUCGGUUCCUUCCCCGCGAAUCUUUUGCUAGGACGGCCAUACUACCUCACCUUCGAACUUCUGGACAAGGAAGAUGGCAAAUCAGCGACUGAGUUGCGCGUUGUACCCGCUGCCGAACUGCACGCCGAAGCCCUAGGAAGCGACCAUCCCACAGCCGCCGAAACGCGCGAUGAGCCCACCGAUGGAGGAGUAGAAUUCGACAUCGUGGGGGAGGAUGGAGAGGUUAUAAUGCGGAGCAAUCGCAUGACGGUGGACGAUCCGACGCGACAGGCAUUAUCAAUGGAUGAGAUCGAGGAGCUGAAAAAGGCGGGCACGGGGUCGGGAAAGGACAUCAUUGCAAAGAUUAUGGCUUCGCAUUCGGCCAUUGACGAGAAGACGUCUUUCUCGCUGGCGAAAUACACUUUGCGCAAAUCGAGAAAGUAUUUGAAGAGGUUCACCGUGUUCCCGUUAGAUGUGGGCAUGCUCACAGACUAUGUCUCUGAGAAGGAGGCAUAUAGAAUCAUGGAUCUAAGGGAAGAGUCGCUGGGACUAGUAAACAGCUGGGCAAACAUACACUGCGCUGAGGCAAGCCGUGUUCUCACUGGAGAAGAUGGCGUUGGACAAAUAGGGGGCGGCCGCUGGUUAGUUGUUGACGACACCGGUGGUCUUGUGACUGCAUCUUUAGCAGAAAAGAUGGGCAUACUGUAUCCCACCGAGGAAGACGACGAGUCAGAUACCGGAGACGACGACGAAGCCCAAAAUGGAGACCAGAAAUCCGAAGAGAAAUCAGACAAGGACGUCGAGAUGACAGAGGCAACCCCAGAAGUUACAAGUGCACCAAACGAAACCAACGGUACCACAGAACCCCCAACAACCUCACCAAAACCAGACUCUACACCUCGCCCACGGCGCCCGGCCCGCGCACAUAUCCCACAAAUGUCCGCCCAGACCAACACUCUCACCGUCGUCCACAACAACAACCAGCCAAACCUCGCCCACCUCAAGUACUUCUCCUUCGACGCCGGCAACCCCACCAUCCAACACCCACUGUACAAGCACCUCAAAUCCAUCUCCUGGCUACAACUCCUUUACCCGGAGGAGGACCCAUCCUACGAAGAGCCAGAGGUCGUACCAGACGAAACACUCGCCACCAUGAAGAGCAGCAAGCGGGGGAACUACUACAAGAAGCGAAGGCGGUGGGAGCGGACGAGUCGCGUCGCCGACGAGACCCGACGGGGCGGAUUCGACGGGCUCGUGGUGGCGAGCGUCAUGGAGCCUCACACCAUCCUCAAAGAACUAGUACCCCUGGUCCGAGGCGGAGGACGAGUGGUGGUAUACUCCCCGAACGUGGAACCGCUCGUCGAGCUUUGCGAUUUGUACAGCAAGGAACGAAGAACUGUCUUCAUGAACAGGCAGUUUGAAGAGCAGCAGAAUGGGAACAAGACGCCGAGCGAGAAUGCAGAGGAUGAGGACGACGAUUUCCCUCUUAAUCCUACUUUGCUUUUGUUGCCGACGCUGCAAACUUCGAGGGCUAGGCAUUGGCAGGUGCUGCCUGGGAGGACGCAUCCGAUGAUGACGAGCAAGGGCGGCGCGGAGGGAUAUAUCUUCACGGGCACGAGAGUGAUACCAGCGGAAGGCAAAGUGGAAGCGCGAGGAAACUCUCGGGGGAAGAAGAGGAAA
Aaosphaeria arxii CBS 175.79 is the source of this 1764-nucleotide messenger RNA. Its product is annotated as Gcd10p-domain-containing protein. The transcript is spliced from 2 exons. Lineage: Eukaryota; Fungi; Ascomycota; Dothideomycetes; Pleosporales. The record is from RefSeq and is a predicted model, not a curated record. The annotation marks the transcript as partial. Gene Ontology annotation, cellular component: tRNA (m1A) methyltransferase complex; nucleus. Gene Ontology annotation, biological process: tRNA methylation.